AGACUGCACGUGGGCGUGGCCAUGGGCGUGACAGCUGACGCUACAGCAAUCGUUGGAGUGUCACGCUGCCAUCACAGCGGGUUUUCAAGCACAAUAGCACAUCGUUUUAAGAGACGGAAGCAGCUACAACCAUGUCUGAGGCUGAGUUUCAGAAAGCAGCAGAGGAAGUCAAACAGCUGAAAGCGAAACCAACAGACGCUGAGAUGCUGGAAAUUUACAGUCUGUUCAAACAGGCCACCGUAGGAGAUGUUAACACAGCUCGACCAGGCAUGUUAGAUUUCACUGGCAAGGCCAAAUGGGAUGCCUGGGAUGCCAAGAAAGGUACAAGUAAGGAGGAUGCUAUGAAAGCAUACAUCGCUAAAGUAGAGGAGCUGAAGGGGAAAUACGGAAUCUAAUAGACGGAACCCAUCGUGGCCAGCCUGCCUUUACCUGUACUGUUCUCCCAUAAAACGCCUUAAGGCCUCCAGUGUGUCCCCUCACAAGGGUGUAACAGUUAUGCUGUGGCAUGCAUACUCUGUUCUGUGUGAGAGAAUAGGCACGUUCCUCGCAGGCCAAGAGAAAUCGUCUACCAGCAACUAUGUAGUGAAAAACCCAAAUGAAUUCAAAUUUAUGCAAUGCCAUAAAAUCACUUUUGGAAAAACCAUGUUUGCUUUUUCUUAACAACACUGACUAAGAAAAAAUGUUAAAAACUUGGAUGUUUUUUUGUUGUUUGAGACCCUGUGAAAGAUUUUGUGAUUAAAAAUAACCUGAUCAAAAAAUAAAAUGCAUUUAUUGUA
Molecule: messenger RNA, 776 nt
Organism: Labeo rohita (rohu)
Lineage: Eukaryota; Metazoa; Chordata; Actinopteri; Cypriniformes; Cyprinidae
Gene: dbi
Product: diazepam binding inhibitor (GABA receptor modulator, acyl-CoA binding protein)
Exons: 4
Coding region: 132-395 (87 amino acids)
Biological process (GO): fatty acid metabolic process
Molecular function (GO): fatty-acyl-CoA binding
Source: RefSeq, a predicted model, not a curated record